AUGCCGAUAUACUGUAAGGAGAUACCCGAUGAUGAUUUCUUGGAAAGUAUCAACAACAAAUCUGAAAAUCCUUUAGAGUACCUGUUUCCCGAUGAUGAGAAAAUAAAAAUCGGUCCUGUUGAUGAAGUCGUGCGCUCUAUUCUCUCAUUUAGCUCCAAACUGGGCAAGGAAAAGACGAAUGAGAUUGAAAAUACGGAUUAUGACAAAAAUAAAACACUAAAGGAAAACAGCAAUAACAACGCAGAAAACAGGCUAGAGGAGAGCGGCAAUGUAGAGAACAGCGAAGAGGAGGACAUAAAUAAGAACUAUGACAAUGAAAACGUGAUUGAAAAUCUGAAAACUCAUGGAGAUGAUGCUUAUGGAACUAACUUAUUAGAUGUUCAGGAAUACUACAUAGGUUACAAAAAUAAGCUGGAUGAAAACGAGGAUGAAAACGACAAUGAUCAUCAUAAUGAAGAUAGAAAUGCUGACGAAAAUAAAGAGGACAAUGUAUUGGAGCUUCCUCAGACAAAAAUGACCACGGUAAAGGACAUCGACUCUCUUCCUCCUCUGGUACCACCCAAAUACCAGUAUCACGAACCCGACUUUAAAGUUCUUAUGAGUACCCUCUUCCAUCCUUUCUUCGACCAAAAAUUUCGGUUUCCUUCCAAAAAUAUGCAACACUCAGCUGCCAAAGAAAAUGCAGUUGUGAAAGAUGAUAAACAACUAAAAAUGCCAGGGCGAACAAAACGCUCCAUGCAGCCCCUUUUUUCCAGCCAUCAACACUACUGGACUUGGCACACCCCGUAUCAAACAUUGGAGGUAUACCCGAAAAUUUUUGAUUCCAUUGCUUCGGGAAUUAUCGGAAAACGCUCCCAGAUCGACUAUCCACGAGAAGAUAUUCGUCCAUUGGUUAUGAACUGA
Messenger RNA from Saccostrea cuccullata (small rock oyster), 903 nucleotides. RefSeq lists its product as uncharacterized. Lineage: Eukaryota; Metazoa; Mollusca; Bivalvia; Ostreida; Ostreidae. The coding region runs from base 1 to 903 and encodes 300 amino acids. The transcript is spliced from 2 exons. The record is from RefSeq and is a predicted model, not a curated record.